Vespula vulgaris is the source of this 5846-nucleotide messenger RNA. Its product is annotated as serine/threonine-protein kinase VRK1-like. Gene Ontology annotation, cellular component: nucleus; cytoplasm. Gene Ontology annotation, molecular function: ATP binding; protein serine/threonine kinase activity. NCBI's taxonomy places the organism in Eukaryota, Metazoa, Arthropoda, Insecta, Hymenoptera, Vespidae. Gene Ontology annotation, biological process: peptidyl-serine phosphorylation; signal transduction. The record is from RefSeq and is a predicted model, not a curated record. The transcript has 10 exons. Bases 540 to 2165 code for a protein of 541 amino acids.
GUGCAAUGUAUUAUAAAGUUGAAUGGCGUACAUUUCACGCUAAACCGUUACAGUUGAAAGAAAACAAAGUGUAUAAUUAUCCAUUGUUUAGUAAUAAUUAUUUUAACUGGAAAAUCUCUCUUAUAAUUUUUUUAAACGAUAUCUGAUUCAAUAUCGUUGGCAAGAUAAAAGAGAAAUUAUUUAUUUGUCAUUUAUUAUCAAACAAUCAGAGUGAAUAUCCCACUCUAACUUACCAUUUCAAUAUUACGUUCAUUUAUAUUUAACUACUAACACAUUAAAUAUUAUAAUAUUUGUUAUUAUAAUAAUUUUUGUGCUGCGUAUGAUAUUAGAAUAUAAUCUACGCUUGUAUGUCAAUUUUUCUAUUAAAUAGAUAAACAUAAUUCGUAGUGACAUUAGUUUAUGUUUUCUAUACAAAAUAUACAAUUGAAAAAAAGUAAACAAUUAGCAUCUACAUACAACUAUGUUUUUAAACAUUAAGCUUUAUAUGAAGCAUAUUUAAUAAUAAAAUAUUAUGUUCUCUCUGCGAUCAAGCAGUAAGAAUGGCACCAGGACGAGACGAAGUUCCUGUUAAAAGAAUAGCAGCACCAGGUUGUAAGUUGCCAGCAAAAUUACCAGCAAAUGAGAUUCUUACAGAUAUCACUCAGAAUAAAUGGAGACUUGGUAGUAGCAUUGGAUAUGGUGGAUUUGGCGAUAUAUAUUUAGCUUCCAAAGAUAUUACAUCUCCAGUAGGCGAUGAUGCACAAUAUGUUAUUAAAAUUGAACCACAUAAUAAUGGACCUUUAUUUGUUGAGAUGAACUUUUAUAUUAGAGUAUCUAGGAAACAUAUGAUUGAAAGUUGGUGUAAAACACAAAGAAAAAGAAGAAUAGGCGUUCCAACUUACGAAGGAUCUGGAUCUCAUGUUUAUCAAGGACAACGUUACAGAUUUUUAGUGAUACCAAGAUAUGGUAUAGAUAUUGGUAAACUGUUUAUAUCAAAUAACAGAAAAUUACCAACUAGACUUGUUAAUAAUUUAGCUGUACAAAUGCUAGAUGCAUUAGAGUACAUUCAUAGUCAUGGAUAUGCUCACGCAGAUAUUAAAGGCCCAAAUAUUUUAUUAGCUCCUUAUGAAGAAAGUGUAGUGAGAGAAAGAUCUCAAGCUUACUUGGUAGAUUAUGGAUUGGCUUAUCGCUUUAGAACAACAGCUGGUAAUCACAAACCAUUUGUUCAUGAUGAAAGAAGAGCACACGAAGGAACCCUGGAAUUUACGUCUCGUGAUGCGCAUCAUGGAACACACUCAAGAAGAGGAGAUCUUGAAACAUUAGGAUAUAACUUAUUACAAUGGAUGUGUGGUAAAUUACCUUGGGAAAAAGAUAGUAAUGAUUUAUCCGAAGCGAUAGAUCCGGAAGAAGUUCAUGCUGAAAAGGAAGCUUUAUUAUCAAAUUUAUCUCUACUUAUGGAGAAAUGUUUCCCAACCAGAAAGAAUUAUCCAUCUGCUCUUAUGGAAUAUAUGAAGUAUAUUACAGAAUUAGAUUUUGAAAGCAAACCAAAUUAUUCUUAUCUUAGAAGUCUAUUUCACCCUGGCACCAAUCAAGAAAGUAAAGUUCCUACGUGUCUCUUCAACAUCCACGAGUCCAAUGAAAAUACUUGUGCCACGUCGAUUAGGCGACCAUAUUUACGAGAACGAAAACCAUGCAGACCCGUAAAUGGCGAGAUUCGAAUAACAAGAAAUACGCAAUCGAAAAGUCAACCAAAAAAAUUCUGUUGGGAGGAAGUAUUGGCAUUUCAUCCAGACAGACUAGCAAAAAUUAGUGUACAAACACCGCCAACUCCAUUGACACCACCACCGUCCCCACCACCAUCGCCAAUUCCAUCGCUACCCACUUAUGCGAUGUUAGAUGUUAUUCGUAGAAUGAAAGAGAGACAAUCAGGAGCAUAUAAACAUAGGUCACGAUCAGUAGACAUUGACUGUAAAGCAAAAUGGAUGACUCCGGCGAUGGAAGAAAUUGUACGUUUGAAAAAGAGAUCAUUGGAGACUUUGAUUUCGUCUAUUAAUUCUAAUACCUCUGGUACGGCACGUAUAACACGUUCUCGAGUGGCAAAGUUAAAACGUUUAGGAAAUCAUGACAAGUUCGAUCAAAUGCUAAAUAGCUCCAGUAAUAGCAGAAACGCACAAAGAAAAAAAUAAGACAUUAUGCUACUACGCUAAAAAUUUUUCGAUCAAUCUCAAAUGUCUGUUGUUAUCGAACAAUAUAUUUGCCUCUCCGAUUAUUUUAUUAUCAGACAUAUACUUAAUAAGUAUUAUAUAAUUUUUUUUUAGCUUAUACUUAGAUUUAUAUAAUAAUUAAUGUUCGACGUUCCUCACACGAUGGGAUAAAAAUUUGAUCUAUUAUUAUUAACAUCAUUACUGUGUUAUUGUUCACUGUACAAUGUUAUUAAAAAACAAAUGUGUACCGUCGAGACAGUUUCGCGUUAAUCGACGAAUAAAAAAGAAACUACACUUCUCUGUAUCGUGAUUUUUGAUUUAAUGAAAUUGUACAAGGAACGAAAUUAUCGUAUCGUCACGUAAAAGACUGUUUAAAUAUCGUUUUUCUUCUUUUUCUUCUGUUCUUUUUUUUUAUUUUUUUUACUUUUUUUAAUUUUUAAUUUUUUUUCUGUUGCUUAACAAAAUUAUGAUGAAUGUAAAAUCUUUUUAAAUGCUUGUAUAGUGAGUAAAUGAUUAUAUAUACACACACAUAGAGUAUAAGUAGAGAUAAAAAUGAUUUUGGAGAAUAUGUAUAACUUCAUUAUAAUAUCUCUUUAAGCAAAGAACAAAUCAAAGAAACUUGUGUUAAUUUAGCGAUUAACAAUCGCAUCGAAACAAACAAAAUGAAAAAAGAUAUAAUUCUCGUAGUAGCGUACGAUCUUGUAAAAAAAUUAAAAGAACAAAAAGUAUAUAUAUAUAUAUAGAAUAUAUAUAUACAUAUAUACAUAAGAAAGAACAAGGAUUUACAAAAAAAAGGAAAAAUAUUACUCCACCGAACAAAAUGCUUGUUAGUCUGAUAAAAAUUGUGUAGCGCUGACAUAGUAAUUGUCUUUUAAAUAAACAUACACGUUCAUGAUAAUCGAUUCCUUCGAAAGAAAGAAAAUCAUUCAUUGUCUUAUUUAUGUAUUUGUUUAUCGCAUUAGAGGAAACGUGUUGUUUUGUAGUAUAUAGAAAUGCCAUAUAUAUAUAUAUAUAUAUAUAUAUAUAUAUAUAUAUAUAUGCAUUUAUCGUGCCAAUUUCUCUGGGAAAACUCAACCGGACAUUGGUUAUCUCUUUUGAAAACGAUAAACAAUGAAACAUCGAAUAAACAACAAGUUGUGUUUUGCUAUUCUUUUAUCAAAGUUAUACAAGGUUAAAGAAAAAUAUUUGCGAUUAGAGAAAAAAGAGAAAACUGAUUAAGCCAUCCAAAGUACGAUAACUAAAUUAUAGAAUCGAUCAAGAUUUGUUAAUUAUUAACUGACUCGUUAUUAGUAUUGUUUAGUUGGAAAAAAAAACGUUUCGUCGGGUUCAUUGUACUCAUUUCUUGCAAUUCGUUAAAUUUUACACUACUGUGACAUAGCUCUCGUGCCUUUUUCCAUCGUUUGUCACCGCUAGAAGCUUUCCUAGAAUCACGCAUUUGGCCGUCGGCCGAGUUUCGUCUCCCUCUAAUUUCCUUUUUCCUACGUACUACUCGAAUUUAGCGAGCCAUCAGGCGAGGUUUAGGGUGAAUCACAGAGCAGCACGCACCCUGUCCUUCUUGCCAAAUAGUCGGCCACGGUAGAUUCAUUGGUAUUUAUUGACCGUCAGCUGUGUUCUCUUGAAAAGUUUCUUCUGAGACACUGCAUUAUUAUAUUUUCCUUCUCUUCUUAAAUUCACUUGUAUCAACAUUUCUCAUUUUUUUUUAUAUUUUUCUUUUUUCUUCCUUUUUCUUUCUUUAAGUCGACGAAAGAUUUUCUUUAUUUCUUUAACGAACGUCAUGUGCUCUACGAAUUUUUUUUAAUUGAGUUAUUAUAUAUAUAUAUAUAUAUAUAUAUAUAUAUAUAUAUAUAUAUAAAAGGAAUUAUUCUCUUAGAAAAAGAAUAAAAAAAUGUAUGGAAAAAAACGAAGUUGAUCUUUUUUCUCGAAGCGAUUAGAAAGAACUACGAUAAAUAAACGAGAACUAGGCGAACAAAACAAAAGGAGCGUCGGAAAGAAAAGGAAAAAGGAUAUGAAAACAUGCUUGUUAUUUUCGCACGUUCGAAAUGAGACGCGUCAAUGCACUGCGCGCGAAUCUUUCGUCUGAACGUCGUCAGAGCGCGACACGGCAAUAUUCCGCAAGUGCGCAUGCGCAAUACAGUUCGAUGAACCAUAUAAAUAUCGGUGCUGAAAGUUUUCGCGGGUAGUUGCUUGCGCGCAUUGAGAGAAGGUGAUUCGUUCGUCGAAAAAAAAAAAUAAGCGCAAAUUAACAAAUUGCAUCUCUAUAUACAAUUUGUUUUUUUUUAAAUAUACAUAUAUAUAUAUAUAUAUACAUAUUUAUAUAUAUUCACAGAAACGCACAUCUCUAUAUACAUACAUACAUAUAUAUAAUAUAAAUAUAUCAUAGUACGUAUGGUACUAGCCGAUAGUUUUUCGCUCGAAGCGAUCGAAGAGGAAGAGGAGAACUUCGUCGAGAACAACGAAAGGAAGAAAUUAGUGAAAAAAGAAGAAAAUUUAGGAAUCAAGAUGCCGGCCGACGUAGCUAUGCAUACCAACUUCCUUCAAUUCAACCAAUCGAGCUUGAAAGAAUCGAACGUCGAUUCCUGCUGGAAUACGGAGAACAUGAGCGGUUAUAUGACCUUGGUGGGUCCGAACGGUCAUCGGCAGGGCGUGCAGGUGAAGGUCUAUCGUACGAGCGUCGAACACUUUGCCGUAGUUUAUCCGCAAAAAAAGGUCUGCCGACCGUUGGGAGUACUUAAUUUGAGAAACACAACGAUCGAGAGAUUCGGCGAGGAAGGUUUUCUCGUACGUCAGAAGGGUUUUGAUUCGCCCAUAGCGUUGACCUUUCUAAUGGAGAACAAAAAGGAGUUGGAUUAUUGGAUAAUGGCGUUUACAGCUAGAACGAGUCCUUUGGUGCAUCAAAGUAGCCUGCCUAUAGUCGAGGAAGAAGAAAUCUAAUUAACGAGAGAAGAAAUCCUAAACGAUUUAGCAGAUAAACGAAGUGUCGUCCUGAUCGAGUCGUAGACUCGAAUAAUUAAAAGAGGGAUGGCCUCCGCUUCUCUCCUUGGAGGACGCAUGGCCGAAAGCCAGCCGAUCGACCACCGUCUCUCUCUGCGUGUGUGCGUAUGUUUGUGCGUGUACGUGCGUGCGAUGCGUAUCCGCACUCAUAAUAUGAGUCUCCUUGCUAUCCUGGCUUCAACGAGAAUGAGAUAAGAGAGGACCAUGAGAUAUGAAAAAAGUAGACGAGAGAAGAGGAGAAGAGAGAAGAGGAAAGGAAAGGAAAGGAAAGGUCUUCGCCACUCCCGAGAAUUCAUUCAAGCUCUUCCGGGUUCCAGGAAUCGUUAAAAAACAAGGGAAGAGAAAAAGAGAGAAGGAGAGAGAGACCGAACUCUCCCCUUUGAGUAAUAUUCAAGGAUGUUUCGAAGAAGAAAAAAAAACGAGAUGAAAGAUGAGGAGAAAGGAAAGAGAGAGAUCUUAUUGAGAGAUCGAAGGAUAAAUCGUAAGUAGGGUCGAUCGUUUCGUCCUUUUAUCUCUCUCUCUCUCUCUCUCUCUCUCUCUCUCUCUCUCUCUCUCUCUGUCUGUCUCUUUCUCUCUUGGUCUCUCUCUUUCUCCCUCUCUCUCUCUCUCUCUCUCUCUCUCUCUCUCUCUCUCUCUCUCUCUCUCUCUCUCUCUCUCUCUCUCUCUCUCUCU